AUGAGCGAACGCCAGCCAAGAGGAAUAUUGCGGAACAAAUCCGUGAGCGACGAAAACAGCACUAGCCCCCACGGAAGUAGCUCAAGCCACCAUGUGUGCAACGAAUUAGAUAGACAAGAAGUUGUCAAAAACACUAGACUAAACGCCCAAUUGCAGGCAGACUUGUCGUCGAAGGGCGAUGCCAUCAGAGCCAAGAUAGCUCAGAUGAAGAGAGAACAGGGCAUAGAUGAAGCUGAGCCAGCUUCUACAUCGCACGAGCAUUUGAGGUGGGAUGAAAUCAACAUUUACAAAAACGAGCAGGAAAAGAGCGCAACCAUGAAGAUUGACGAGCCAAAGACCCCUUACGAAGGCGGUUUCAAUCCCGAAGGCGAAUACUACAAAGAUGAUGACGAUGAAGAUGAGGAAAGAGGCGGAGGCGAGGAAGAUGAUGGGAUUCCCGAGUUUGAAUUGGGUGAAGGUGAAUACGAUAAAUUGCCCCAAGGUAGUAGUUCUUCGCUUUAUGGCGGUCAAGUCAUUAAAGACUAUGAUGGCGAUGAACCGCAAGAGGCGGAGCCGCAGGAAGAACAGCUCUCUGCCGAGGAAAGACACAAGAGGUUUGAAGAAAAACGAAAAGAGCAUUAUCAUUUGAAAGCGCUUCCUUUGAAACACAAGAUAGAUAUCCCUGAUGAUGAUAUCGAUGUCGAUAACGAUGAUAAUGCUGAUGCCGAUGAUGUUGCAGAAAAAUGA
Messenger RNA from Lodderomyces beijingensis, 726 nucleotides. The record is from the annotation of a GenBank genome assembly. NCBI's taxonomy places the organism in Eukaryota, Fungi, Ascomycota, Pichiomycetes, Serinales, Debaryomycetaceae.